AUGGUCGAAGUCAAGAAAUACCAUCUCCCACCGACCUCGCUGGUCCCCAACUCGCCACACGCGCUGCUCCACUACCCAGGUCUCCUACUAUCAUCAUCAUCAUCCUCUCCAACUACAACCGAUACUCCGGACGCGUCGUCGUCACACUCGAGCAUCGCGACACGGGCAUACGACCUCUUCACGUCCAACGGGUGGGACACGCAAUGGAUAUUCCGGUACGGGACCUCGCAGCGCUCGCACUACCACUCGGGCGUGCACGAGUGCAUGGCCGUGUUGACGGGGAGUGCGACGAUCCGGUUCGGAGUCGCGGACACGGUUGACGAUUUGGACGAGAGCACGUACUCACCCGGUGGGAGGGAGGCGGGGGGUGUCGAGGUCGAAGCACGCGCGGGAGACGUGUUUGUGCUCCCCGCAGGCACGGCGCAUAAGACGUUCAACGCAAUGCCGGAGGCGGAGUUCAAGUUGCUCACACCUGGGGAUGGGCAUGCUGUCGCUACUCACGGAGGACAUGGGGAAAGUAUUAAGGCUACGCUCGCCAACGUCGAGCUCUCCGGCUUCACCAUGAUCGGCGCGUACCCGAGGGGUGGAGGACAGUGGGAUUUUGCAAAGGGAGGGGAAGACGUGGGCCGUUUCGAUCGGGUGUGGGCGGUCCCAAAGCCGGAGAAUGAUCCCGUGCUGGGCAAGGCGGACGAAGGUCUUGUUGGACAGUGGCGCUAG
This is a messenger RNA of Fonsecaea multimorphosa CBS 102226, 717 nucleotides long. RefSeq lists its product as uncharacterized. The coding region runs from base 1 to 717 and encodes 238 amino acids. Lineage: Eukaryota; Fungi; Ascomycota; Eurotiomycetes; Chaetothyriales; Herpotrichiellaceae. The transcript has a single exon. The record is from RefSeq and is a predicted model, not a curated record.